Molecule: messenger RNA, 985 nt
Organism: Podarcis lilfordi (Lilford's wall lizard)
Lineage: Eukaryota; Metazoa; Chordata; Lepidosauria; Squamata; Lacertidae
Source: the annotation of a GenBank genome assembly
AUGGUGGUCCUCAUGAUCUUAGUAGAGAUAAGGGAUAAGUUGGAAGACCACUUUGUGAAAAUGAAGAUAGCAAUGGAGGUGAUCAUCUGGGUCAUUGUCCUCAUCUUUUUGGUGGAAAUUGGGCUGAACUGGGCUGUUAGCUUUCAGGAUUAUUUUAAGAACAGCUGGAAUGUCUUUGACUGCACAGUCACCAUCAUAUCCUUUAUCCCUGAGUUGAUACUCCUUGUUGAAAAGAAACACAGCAAGGCCGUCACAAACUUCCUCCAGGUUUGCCGUGUGCUGCGAUGCUUAAAGCUCUUCCCUAGACUCCAGCAAAUCCGGAUCCUCAUUAUGGCCCUCUUCAAAGCAAUGAAAGCCAUGAGCUUCAUCCUGGUGCUCUUCGUCUUCUUCUAUGUUUUUGCCGUAUCAGGCAUUUUCUUCUUUUCAAGACAUGCCCAAUUCACUGGUGACCAUCUUCAUUCUCUUCACCAUGGACCAUUGGUAUGCUCUGCUGCAGGACACGUGGAAGGUCCCAGAGAUAAACAAAGCAAUCAGUGGCUUGUUUAUCUGCUUGUGGCUCCUCGUUGGGGCAUUCAUCUUCAGAAACUUCAUGGUGGCCACCAUGGUCACCAAUUUCCAGACCAUUCGGAAUGAAUUGAGUGAAGAAAUGAAGCAGAUUGAGACUCAGCAGAAAGCUGACAAAUUUAAGCUGGAACUGCUGGAAAAGAAGUACAGCUCACCCCAGGGGCAGGACAAAAUGAGCAUGGGGCCAUCCACAAUAUACAGCAUACCAGAAGUCGAGGCUGGGCCUCUGGAUUGGGAAACAUAUGUCCACAAGAACCUGCCAGGGCUAUACGAGGCUGAGAAUGACGAGCAGGUCAUUUGGCCCCGUGACGCCCUCUUCCGCUACUUUGAGCUGCUGGAGAAGCUGCAGUAUAACCUGGAUGAGCGCAAACAAUUGCAGAAUUAUGCCGUCUUGGCUCUGUCCAACCUGGAGGACAAGUAG